CCCAGCAUUCUUUGAUUCUAUGGAACAUCUAGCAAUUCAUCUUCCAUAUGAGGCCAGAGUUGGUGGUUCUGUUCAAUUUCGUUGGAUGUGCCCAUUUGAAAGGCGCAUGCGCAAACUUAAGAGUACCAUAGGGAAUAAAAUUCAUGUCGAGGCAUCAAUUGUUGAGGCAUUUAUAUUAUACGAGAUAUCCCACUUUUGCUCUCGUUAUUUUGGGGAUGAUGUUGAGACAAGCUGGAAUCAGCCUCCAAGGAACUAUGGUGACAUUGGAACCAAUGUUCUAGGUAAGUUAUCCGUAUUUUGUUCCACUGGUGAAUCAAUAGGGGCUCACUCAUGUACACGAUGUUUAACAUUGGAGGAGAAAGAUGCAGCUGAACUAUAUGUCUUGCUAACUUGCAAGGAGGUUGAUGUUUGGGUAACGAUGUCUGGAAAUCUUGCAGGUUCAGCAAGGAGGAGAUCUUCCUCCUCAGGAUCACAAGAGCAACACAAUUUUAAUCACCCACAACUGUUUACUGAUAGUAGCGUAGCUCCGGAUAUACAACUAAUGAUUGACCCAUUAAUGAAUUAUACUUUUGCACCUGAUCAUGAGAACGAGGGCCCUUCAUCCUUGACGGGGAAAUGGGUUAAACUCACUGAUGAUAAGCUUCAGUUUGCUGAUCCAAACAUCCCUCGGGCUAUCACUUCACUAUGGAAGUCACGUUUGAUGGCCCGUAUUUCACAUUUGAGCUGGGAUCCUGCAGAUAAUCACCAUGUGCGAGAUGCAUUCCUAAAUUGUAUGAAACAUAGAUGGAGUGACAAUCUCAGGGAUGAGAAGUUGAAAUGGGACAAGAACUCAGCCUAUGUCCCAUGUUGGAUCCCAACUCAUAUAUGGCCUCAACUGCUGACAUAUUGGGACUCUGAUGAAUCUAAGAGGCUCAGUGCAAGGGGAGCAAAGAAUAGGAGCUCUGGGGAAAUGGUGACUCACACCACUGGAUCCGUUAGCUUUGGCAUCCAUGAGAUGCGGAUGGAUACUUAUGUUGCUGCGGAAUGCACAGAUAGUCAUGGCUCUGAUGCUAGUUCGUGGCCACGCAUGGAUAACGAGGCAUGGGUUAAGGCUGUUAGAGGUUGCUCAUCUAAUUUCAUGCCAGGGAUUGGCUCCCAAGUAAAUCCAGAGAUGGUUGGUUUUACUUACAGAAAGAGACAACCCCAAGAAAACUUAAUAGCAGCACUGAUGGCGUCUGACUAUGAGGAGACACAGGCAAAAGAUCAUGAGGAGUUAGAAAGACAAUGCCAACAAAUUGCUUUGAUGCAACAGCAGCUGGCCAAUAUGACAGCAGCUCAGAAUAAUAUGAGCCAGACAAUCGCACAGUCUGUUGCAGCAGCUCUAGCCGCUCAUGGCAUCUCCCCUCAGGCAGACUCGGAAAUCAAGGGGAGUGACGUGAUAAAAGGCUAGCCACUUGAGAUUUGACAUAGAUUUUAGAUACAUGUACACCACGCUCCUGUAAGUUAGAUUUUAAUUGGAAAUUUUAUGGUCCCAAACCGAUUUUGUUCAGUAAGUUCCGAGCCUUGUGCAUUUGUGGGACCCGUCUCACGAGUGCACGGCGUCUGUCGCGCCUCAGAUUUGGGUUCUGGGGCGUGACAGAUAAAGUGGUAUCAGAGCU
This is a messenger RNA of Rubroshorea leprosula, 1637 nucleotides long. Lineage: Eukaryota; Viridiplantae; Streptophyta; Magnoliopsida; Malvales; Dipterocarpaceae. The record is from the annotation of a GenBank genome assembly.